UACUUCUCCCAUGGCACCAGCAGUGAGGCCCCCACGGCCCCUGCUGGGGGGGCCCCUGGGGCCCCUGCUGCUGCUGCUGCUGCUGCUGCUGCUGCUCUGCGGCCCCCAGCGGGCCGGCGCAGCCUCCAAGGAGCUGGUGUGCGAGCCCAUCACCGUGCCCAUGUGCAAGAGCAUCGGCUACAACCUGACCUACAUGCCCAACCAGUUCAACCACGACACGCAGGAGGAGGUGGGGCUGGAGGUGCACCAGUUCUGGCCCCUGGUGCGCAUCCGCUGCUCCCCGGACCUGCUCUUCUUCCUGUGCAGCAUGUACACGCCGCUGUGCCUGCCGGACUACCGCAAGCCCAUCCCGCCGUGCCGCUCGGUGUGCGAGCGGGCCAAGCGCGGCUGCUCCCCCCUCAUGAGCCAGUACGGCUUCGAGUGGCCGGAGCGGAUGAGCUGCGAGCGGCUGCCCCAGGCGGGCGACGAGCAGGUGUGCAUGGACCAGAACAGCAGCGAGACCACCACCCUGGCCCCGCCCUUCCCCAAGUCCACCCCCAGGGUCCGGAGCCGGCCCCCCAGCGCCCCGCAGUGCGACGGGGAGUGCCGCUGCCGGGAGCCCCUGGUCCCCAUCCGGCGGGAGUCCCAGGCCCUGUACGGCCGGGUCAGCACCGGCCCGCUGCCCAACUGCGCCCAGCCCUGCCACCUGGCCUACUUCUCCCCCGAGGAGCGGGCCUUCACCAGCUUCUGGGUGGGGCUGUGGUCGCUGCUGUGCUUCGCCUCCACCCUCACCACCGUGGCCACCUUCCUCAUCGACAUGGAGCGCUUCAAGUACCCGGAGAGGCCCAUCAUCUUCCUGGCCGCCUGCUACCUGUUCGUGUCGCUGGGCUACAUCAUCCGGCUGGUGGCGGGCCACGAGCGGGUGGCGUGCGGCGCCGCCCCCGGCGGUGGAGCCACUAACGGCGGCCAGCUGCACGUCCUCUACGACGCCACCGGCCCCGCACUCUGCACCCUGGUCUUCCUGCUCAUCUACUUCUUCGGCAUGGCCAGCUCCAUCUGGUGGGUGGUGCUGUCCUUCACCUGGUUCCUGGCGGCGGGGAUGAAGUGGGGCAGCGAGGCCAUCGCCGGAUACUCGCAGUACUUCCACCUGGCCGCCUGGCUGCUGCCCAGCGUCAAGUCCAUCGUGGUGCUGGCGCUCAGCUCGGUGGACGGCGACCCGGUGGCCGGGAUCUGCUACGUGGGGAACCAGAGCCUGGAGAACCUGCGGGGGUUCGUGUUGGCGCCCCUGGUGGUCUACCUCUUCACCGGCUCCCUGUUCCUGCUGGCCGGGUUCGUGUCCCUGUUCCGCAUCCGCAGCAUCAUCAAGCAGGGCGGCACCAAGACGGACAAGCUGGAGCGGCUGAUGAUCCGCAUCGGGCUGUUCACCGUGCUGUACACGGUGCCGGCCACCGUGGUGGUGGCCUGCCUGGUGUACGAGCAGCACCGCCGGCCCGGCUGGGAGCGGGCGCUGGCCUGCUCCUGCCCGGCCGAGCGCCAGGGCCAGCGCGGCCAGGGCCCGGACUACGCCGUCUUCAUGCUCAAGUACUUCAUGUACCUGGUGGUGGGCAUCACGUCCGGGGUCUGGAUCUGGUCCGGGAAGACCGUGGAGUCCUGGAGGAGUUUUGUGGCGCGGUGCUGCCCCUGCUGGCCGCACAAGGCCGCCGCGCCGCCCUCCAUGUACAGCGAGGCCAGCACGGCGCUGACGGGACACACGGGGACCGGCCUGACGUCAGGGAUGUAUCACAAAGCUCCUCCGUCACACAUAUGAGCCCGCUGGGACAGAAACUCUGCAUGCUGCCCUGAAGAGCUCCAACAAAAACCACCACCAUGAACAUAAUGGAUUAAAAUAUUCCGAUCAUGAAAGGGAAUUGCAAAUAAAAUCAGAAUGUCAUGUUUACGGCUAGAUGAGCAGAACUGCAGCUCCAUCAGACCUGAUUAUCUGGGUACGUAACGGAUCCCUCCAGCCAAUCUGAGCACUGAGAGAGAAAAAUCCUAUUUAUUGAUGUAUAUAGUGUUCAUGUUUGUUGUAAAGAAACUGCUGUGUUUAAUUUGUAAAAACCACCGGUAAGUGGAAGACACCAGGGACACGAGUCCUGUCCGCCUGUUUGAGUCGUCUGUGUUGUGUAGAAAACUCUGAAGUUUUGCUCUCAUUUUGGACGUUGGUUCCUUCAGUGUUGACGAUGCCUUGGACCUGAGCGUGCAGCUCUGUGACGGGGCAGAGUGAGUCUUUACCCCCCUCUGCUGGCCCACGCUGGGACCGUCUCCACCGCGGGGACAUGACCACGGAUCUGACACGCUGUCCAACCUCUGGGCCAGCAGAGAAAAACACGGCUGGAAGAUUCUCUUUUUAACUCUGUGAUAGAAGUUGUGGUUUCCUGCCAAGAACUUGUGGAGCUCUGCUGAUGUCACCACACUUUCAGCUUCAACAGUUAUCUGCUUAAUUUAUAUACUUAAAACCAGUACUCGAGUUGAGGGGGGAUGAGGGGGGAUGAGGGUGAUGGCAUCCUCCCCUGAAAUAAAAACGGUCCAAAUCAUCCCCCCUGUAAAACUGUCAUCCCUCCUUUCCAUCCCUUAUGUCAUUUCAUCAAUGAAUGUGGUUUUACUGCUAUUUCAACAUUUAGAGUCAUCACCAGAAAAAUAACUUAUUUGACAAUUUUCACCUGUUUCAAGUAAAUUUUCACUUGAAAUAAGUAGGAAAAUCUGUCAGUGGAACAAGAUUUAUCUUC
Cololabis saira (Pacific saury) is the source of this 2744-nucleotide messenger RNA. Its product is annotated as frizzled-5-like. NCBI's taxonomy places the organism in Eukaryota, Metazoa, Chordata, Actinopteri, Beloniformes, Belonidae. The transcript has a single exon. The record is from RefSeq and is a predicted model, not a curated record. Gene Ontology annotation, cellular component: plasma membrane. Gene Ontology annotation, biological process: canonical Wnt signaling pathway; non-canonical Wnt signaling pathway. Bases 11 to 1786 code for a protein of 591 amino acids. Gene Ontology annotation, molecular function: Wnt receptor activity; Wnt-protein binding.